Molecule: messenger RNA, 12804 nt
Organism: Pan troglodytes (chimpanzee)
Lineage: Eukaryota; Metazoa; Chordata; Mammalia; Primates; Hominidae
Gene: MYO9A
Product: myosin IXA
Exons: 44
Coding region: 554-8539 (2661 amino acids)
Biological process (GO): intracellular signal transduction; establishment of epithelial cell apical/basal polarity; positive regulation of GTPase activity
Cellular component (GO): axonal growth cone; myosin complex; actin filament
Molecular function (GO): microfilament motor activity; GTPase activator activity; ATP binding
Source: RefSeq, a predicted model, not a curated record
GGGAGGUAAGUGCGCGCGCGCCUGCUCGCCUGCAGCCGGGGAGUCGCGCGGGGCGGGGCCGCGUGCGCGGGGUCGGGGGCGCGCGACCGAAGCAGACAAGGGACGCGGCGGCGGUUGGCUGUGUCUGUUGAGAGAGUACAGGACAGCCAGGACCGCGAGAGGCGGCGGCAGAGGCAGUAGUUGCACCGGCAGAGGCGGCCGCUGGCAGCGGUUGAGGCGGCGGUCCAACGCGUGCUCUCUGGGCGGGGUGCGGGGGGGGAUGUGCCUGCUCAGGCCGGGCGGAGUCUCUCUGACAGGGCGGGGGAUGCGCCGCGGCCGCUCGCCCGGACCCUGAGGCUGCUGGGCCCACCCUCCCGGAACCGUCCGACCCUCGGUGGCCUCGGCCUCUUCUGCCAUCUCCGGUCCGACCCUGGGGCGGAGGGUGGAAGGCAGCUUCCGUCGAAGAGGAGGGGGCUGCGGUGGCCACCGCGGCGGAGCCCGAGUUAUUUUACCAAGAAAAUGGUUUGCACGACUUUGAACAUAUACUAUCCAUGCUGAUGGGACAGGAUCCAAUAUGAAUAUAAAUGAUGGAGGAAGACGACGCUUUGAAGAUAAUGAACAUACAUUACGGAUAUAUCCUGGGACUAUUUCAGAAGGGACAAUCUACUGUCCGAUUCCUGCCAGAAAAAACUCCACAGCUGCUGAGGUGAUUGAGUCUCUUAUAAACAAACUUCAUCUUGACAAAACAAAAUGUUAUGUUCUAGCAGAGGUAAAGGAAUUUGGUGGAGAAGAAUGGAUUCUCAAUCCAACAGAUUGUCCAGUUCAGCGAAUGAUGUUGUGGCCCCGAAUGGCUCUGGAAAAUCGCUUAAGUGGAGAGGACUACCGCUUCCUUCUGAGAGAGAAAAACCUUGAUGGAUCAAUCCAUUAUGGUAGCCUGCAGUCAUGGCUACGGGUAACAGAAGAACGUCGCAGGAUGAUGGAACGGGGUUUUCUUCCACAGCCUCAACAGAAAGACUUUGAUGAUUUAUGUAGUUUACCUGAUUUGAAUGAGAAAACUCUCUUAGAAAACCUACGAAAUCGCUUUAAGCAUGAAAAAAUUUAUACCUAUGUUGGCAGUAUUCUAAUAGUUAUUAACCCAUUCAAGUUUCUUCCUAUUUAUAACCCCAAAUAUGUCAAAAUGUAUGAUAACCACCAACUGGGAAAACUUGAGCCCCACAUUUAUGCUGUGGCUGAUGUAGCUUAUCAUGCCAUGCUUCAGCGCAAAAAGAAUCAGUGCAUCGUGAUUUCAGGAGAGAGUGGUUCUGGGAAGACUCAAAGCACAAACUUUCUUAUUCACCACCUUACUGCUCUCAGUCAGAAAGGAUUUGCCAGUGGAGUAGAACAGAUUAUUCUUGGAGCUGGACCAGUACUUGAGGCCUUUGGAAAUGCAAAGACAGCUCAUAAUAACAAUUCAAGUCGUUUUGGGAAGUUUAUUCAAGUAAAUUACCAGGAAACAGGCACUGUACUUGGUGCCUAUGUUGAAAAAUAUCUACUGGAGAAGUCUAGACUCGUUUAUCAGGAGCAUAAUGAACGGAACUAUCAUGUAUUCUAUUACCUCCUGGCAGGAGCAAGUGAAGAUGAGAGAUCAGCAUUCCAUCUUAAGCAACCAGAGGAAUAUCAUUAUCUCAAUCAGAUAACAAAGAAACCCCUCAGACAGAGCUGGGAUGAUUAUUGCUAUGACUCUGAGCCGGAUUGCUUCACGGUGGAAGGGGAAGAUUUGAGACAUGACUUUGAGCGCCUACAACUUGCCAUGGAAAUGGUAGGAUUUCUUCCCAAGACACGAAGACAGAUUUUCUCUCUUCUCUCAGCCAUACUACAUUUGGGUAAUAUCUGUUACAAAAAGAAGACAUACCGGGAUGACUCCAUUGAUAUCUGUAAUCCUGAAGUUCUGCCUAUUGUCUCAGAAUUAUUAGAGGUUAAAGAAGAGAUGCUAUUUGAAGCAUUAGUUACAAGGAAGACGGUGACAGUGGGAGAAAAGCUUAUUCUGCCAUACAAGUUGGCAGAGGCUGUGACAGUGAGGAACUCCAUGGCUAAGUCUCUAUAUAGUGCCCUGUUUGACUGGAUAGUUUUUCGAAUUAAUCAUGCACUUCUGAAUAGUAAAGAUUUAGAGCAUAAUACCAAGACAUUGUCUAUUGGAGUUCUUGAUAUUUUUGGGUUUGAAGAUUAUGAAAAUAACAGCUUUGAACAGUUCUGUAUUAAUUUUGCUAAUGAACGUUUACAGCACUACUUUAAUCAGCAUAUCUUUAAAUUGGAACAAGAGGAAUAUAGAACUGAAGGUAUCAGCUGGCACAACAUAGAUUACAUUGAUAAUACCUGCUGCAUAAAUCUUAUUAGCAAAAAACCAACAGGACUGCUUCAUCUUUUGGAUGAAGAAAGCAACUUUCCACAGGCUACAAAUCAAACAUUGCUAGACAAGUUUAAGCAUCAACAUGAAGAUAAUUCUUACAUCGAAUUUCCAGCCGUGAUGGAGCCUGCUUUCAUUAUAAAACAUUAUGCUGGAAAAGUAAAAUAUGGGGUAAAGGAUUUCCGGGAAAAAAAUACAGAUCAUAUGCGCCCAGACAUUGUAGCUCUUCUGAGAAGCAGCAAGAAUGCAUUUAUUUCUGGGAUGAUUGGAAUUGAUCCUGUAGCUGUUUUCCGAUGGGCAAUUCUCCGAGCUUUUUUCAGAGCCAUGGUUGCUUUCAGGGAAGCUGGGAAAAGAAACAUUCACAGAAAAACUGGACAUGAUGAUACAGCGCCAUGUGCAAUUUUGAAAAGUAUGGAUAGUUUUAGCUUUCUCCAACACCCAGUCCACCAGAGGAGCUUAGAGAUUCUGCAGAGAUGCAAGGAAGAGAAGUACAGUAAGGCUACAAAUCCUGAUAAACUGUUAUCACAUAUCCAUUUGGAAAUGGAAACCAGGAGCAUCCUACACCAGGGUAUAACCCGGAAAAAUCCCAGAACACCUCUUUCUGAUCUCCAGGGCAUGAAUGCUCUAAAUGAAAAAAACCAACAUGAUACAUUUGAUAUUGCCUGGAAUGGCAGAACUGGGAUUCGCCAGAGCAGACUAUCAAGUGGCACCUCCUUGCUUGAUAAAGAUGGAAUAUUUGCUAAUUCAACUAGCAGCAAACUCCUGGAGAGAGCCCAUGGAAUUCUCACGAGAAACAAAAAUUUCAAAUCCAAGCCUGCCCUUCCAAAGCACUUGCUAGAAGUAAAUUCUUUAAAGCACCUGACAAGACUGACACUACAAGAUCGCAUUACCAAGUCUCUUCUUCAUUUACACAAGAAGAAAAAACCUCCCAGCAUCAGUGCCCAGUUUCAGGCAUCAUUAAGCAAGCUAAUGGAAACACUUGGUCAAGCAGAACCAUAUUUUGUAAAAUGCAUUCGCUCUAAUGCUGAAAAGCUGCCCUUAAGGUUCAAUGAUGUCUUGGUACUUAGACAGCUUCGAUACACCGGGAUGCUGGAAACAGUUCGAAUUCGCCAAUCAGGAUACAGCUCCAAAUAUUCUUUCCAGGAUUUUGUGAGCCACUUCCAUGUACUUCUUCCCCGAAAUAUUAUUCCAUCCAAAUUUAACAUUCAGGAUUUCAUCAGGAAAAUAAAUCUUAAUCCAGAUAAUUAUCAAGUUGGAAAAACCAUGGUCUUUCUAAAGGAGCAGGAACGACAGCACUUACAAGAUCUGCUUCACCAAGAGGUGCUCCGCAGAAUCAUAUUGUUGCAGCGAUGGUUCAGGGUCUUGCUGUGUAGGCAGCAUUUCCUCCAUCUGAGACAAGCAUCUGUUAUUAUCCAGAGAUUCUGGAGGAAUUACCUAAAUCAGAAGCAAGUCAGAGAUGCAGCUGUGCAGAAGGAUGCUUUUGUUAUGGCUAGUGCGGCUGCUCUUCUCCAAGCUUCCUGGCGUGCUCACUUAGAGAGGCAGCGGUACUUGGAGUUACGGGCUGCAGCCAUCGUUAUCCAGCAGAAAUGGAGAGAUUACUAUAGGCGCAGGCACAUGGCUGCUAUUUGCAUACAAGCAAGAUGGAAAGCCUACAGGGAAAGUAAAAGGUACCAAGAACAAAGGAAAAAAAUUAUCCUUUUGCAAUCAACAUGUAGAGGAUUCAGAGCAAGACAAAGAUUUAAAGCUUUAAAAGAACAAAGGCUAAGAGAAACAAAACCAGAAGUUGGAUUGGUGAAUAUUAAGGGAUAUGGAUCUCUGGAAAUUCAGGGUUCAGACCCUUCAGAAUGGGAGGAUUGUUCUUUUGACAACAGAAUAAAAGCCAUAGAGGAAUGUAAAUCUGUAAUAGAGAGUAAUCGAAUUAGCCGUGAAAGUUCAGUGGACUGCUUGAAGGAGUCACCAAACAAGCAGCAGGAGAGAGCCCAAAGCCAGAGUGGUGUGGACUUGCAGGAAGAUGUGCUUGUAAGAGAGAGACCCAGAUCCUUGGAGGAUCUCCAUCAGAAAAAAGUAGGCCGGGCUAAGAGAGAAAGUAGGAGAAUGAGAGAACUAGAGCAAGCUAUAUUUAGCUUAGAAUUGCUGAAAGUUCGUUCUCUUGGUGGUAUUUCUCCUUCAGAGGAUCGCAGAUGGUCUACAGAAUUGGUGCCUGAAGGCCUUCAAUCUCCACGAGGUACACCUGAUAGUGAGAGCUCUCAAGGAAGCUUGGAACUUCUGAGCUAUGAGGAAAGCCAAAAGAGCAAACUAGAGUCUGUCAUUUCAGAUGAAGGAGACUUGCAGUUUCCAUCACCUAAGAUAUCCAGCAGUCCAAAAUUUGAUUCACGGGACAAUGCCCUCAGUGCCUCAAAUGAGACUAGCAAUGCAGAGCAUUUGAAGGAUGGAACUAUGAAGGAAAAGGUGGUCUGCAGUUCUGAGUCUAUUACCUGUAAACCACAGCUGAAAGACUCCUUCAUUUCAAAUAGUCUACCUACUUUUUUUUAUAUCCCCCAACAAGACCCACUGAAAACAAAUUCCCAACUAGACACAAGUAUCCAAAGAAACAAACUAUUGGAAAAUGAAGACACAGCGGGGGAAGCUCUUACUUUGGAUAUCAACAGGGAAACUAGAAGGUAUCACUGCUCAGGAAAAGAUCAGAUUGUUCCUUCUUUGAAUACAGGGUCUUCUAAUCCUGUGCUUAAGAAGUUAGAAAAGCUAAACACUGAGAAGGAAGAAAGGCAAAAACAGUUGCAGCAACAGAAUGAAAAAGAGAUGAUGGAACAGAUUCGCCAGCAAACAGAUAUUUUAGAGAAGGAGCGCAAAGCCUUCAAGACAAUUGAAAAGCCAAGAAUUGGAGAGUGUUUGGUGGCACCAUCUUCCUAUCAGUCAAAGCAAAGAGUAGAGAGGCCAUCUUCUCUCCUCAGCUUAAAUACCUCAAAUAAGGGAGAACUUAAUGUACUGGGGUCCCUAUCAUUAAAAGAUGCAGCUCUUGCCCAAAAUGACAGUUCAUCUGCUCACUUACCCCCAAAGGACCGACCUGUCACCGUGUUCUUUGAAAGAAAAGGAAGUCCAUGCCAAUCUAGUACUGUCAAGGAAUUAUCCAAGACAGACAGAAUGGGCACCCAGCUGAAUGUAGCCUGUAAACUCUCAAAUAAUCACAUUUCAAAAAGAGAACACUUUAGGCCAACUCAAUCUUACAGCCACAAUUCUGAUGACCUUUCCAGAGAGGGAAAUGCUAGGCCCAUUUUCUUCACUCCAAAGGACAAUAUGAGUAUUCCCCUUGUCAGCAAAGAAGCCGUAAACAGUGAAAAUCCUCAACUCCGUAAAGAAGAUGAACCAGCAUGGAAACCUGUGAAGUUAGCUGGGCCAGGCCAAAGAGAGGUUGCCAGACCGGCCCAUAAAAAGAAAGCUCGAAUGGCGCGGACGCGCUCCGAUUUCUUGACUAGAGGUACUUUUGCCGAUGGGGAGGGGGAUACAGAGGAAGAUGAUUACGAUGACAUUAUUGAGCCCCUUCUCUCCCUUGACCAAGCUUCUCACUGUGAGCUAGGGCCUGCACCCAGCCUGGGUCAGGCCUCUCACAGUGACUCCGAAAUGACAUCACAGCGAUUUUCGUCAGUUGAUGAACAAGCAAAACUUCAUAAGACUAUGUCUCAAGGAGAGAUUACCAAGUUGGCAGUGAGACAGAAGGCUUCAGAUUCAGAUAUAAGACCUCAGAGAGCUAAGAUGAGAUUCUGGGCCAAAGGGAAACAAGGGGAGAAGAAGACUACCAGAGUGAAACCUACUACCCAGUCAGAGGUUUCGCCACUCUUUGCAGGCACAGAUGUGAUUCCAGCUCAUCAGUUUCCAGAUGAAUUAGCUGCAUAUCACCCAACACCUCCUUUGAGCCCAGAACUGCCUGGCAGUUGCCGGAAGGAAUUCAAAGAGAACAAAGAACCUUCUCCAAAGGCUAAGCGCAAGCGAAGUGUGAAGAUUAGCAACGUGGCUUUGGAUUCUAUGCAUUGGCAAAAUGACUCUGUCCAGAUCAUAGCAAGUGUCAGUGAUUUAAAAAGCAUGGAUGAAUUUCUUCUGAAAAAGGUGAAUGACCUAGAUAAUGAAGACAGCAAGAAGGAUACACUAGUGGAUGUUGUAUUUAAAAAAGCCCUGAAGGAAUUUCGGCAGAAUAUCUUCAGCUUUUAUUCAUCUGCAUUGGCGAUGGAUGAUGGGAAAAGCAUACGGUAUAAAGACCUCUAUGCACUAUUUGAACAGAUUCUGGAAAAGACAAUGAGGCUUGAGCAGCGUGAUUCACUGGGUGAAUCUCCAGUGAGAGUUUGGGUCAACACUUUUAAAGUGUUUUUAGAUGAAUAUAUGAAUGAAUUCAAGACUUCAGAUUGCACAGCCACAAAGGUGCCAAAAACAGAAAGAAAGAAAAGAAGGAAAAAGGAAACUGAUUUGGUGGAAGAACACAAUGGUCACAUCUUUAAAGCCACCCAAUAUAGCAUCCCUACAUACUGUGAAUACUGUUCUUCUUUGAUAUGGAUAAUGGACCGAGCCUCUGUUUGCAAAUUAUGCAAGUAUGCUUGCCAUAAGAAGUGCUGUCUGAAAACCACAGCCAAGUGCUCUAAAAAGUAUGAUCCAGAGCUGUCAUCUCGACAAUUUGGGGUUGAACUGUCCCGUUUGACCAGUGAAGACCGAACUGUUCCUUUAGUAGUAGAAAAGCUCAUAAACUACAUUGAAAUGCAUGGACUGUAUACAGAAGGUAUUUAUCGAAAGUCUGGUUCGACUAAUAAAAUCAAGGAGCUUCGGCAGGGUCUAGAUACAGAUGCUGAGAGUGUAAAUCUAGAUGACUAUAACAUACACGUCAUUGCAAGUGUAUUCAAACAAUGGCUUCGAGAUUUGCCCAAUCCUCUCAUGACCUUUGAACUCUAUGAGGAAUUUCUUCGAGCUAUGGGCCUUCAGGAGAGGAAGGAGACAAUCCGUGGUGUAUACUCUGUGAUUGAUCAACUCUCCCGAACUCAUCUCAAUACACUGGAACGCCUCAUCUUUCAUCUAGUCAGGAUUGCUCUGCAGGAAGACACUAAUCGAAUGUCUGCUAAUGCUUUGGCCAUUGUGUUUGCGCCCUGCAUUCUCCGCUGCCCUGACACCACUGACCCGCUACAAAGUGUACAGGACAUCAGUAAGACUACCACUUGUGUGGAACUGAUCGUUGUGGAACAAAUGAAUAAAUACAAGGCUCGUCUCAAAGAUAUCAGUAGCUUGGAAUUUGCUGAGAAUAAGGCAAAGACCAGGUUGUCACUGAUUCGUAGAUCAAUGAAACCUGUACUAAUUGCAGUUAGAUUCAUGAACAUUACCCGCAAUUCAGUCUCGGGAAAGGGGCGUAUUCGUCGAGGAAACUAUCCAGGUCCAUCGUCUCCUGUUGUAGUUCGGUUGCCUUCUGUGUCUGAUGUCUCAGAGGAGACCUUGACUAGUGAGGCAGCCAUGGAGACUGACAUCACAGAACAGCAGCAAGCAGCUAUGCAGCAGGAGGAGAGAGUACUGACUGAGCAGAUUGAGAACCUACAGAAGGAGAAGGAGGAGCUAACAUUUGAGAUGCUUGUACUGGAACCCCGUGCCUCUGAUGAUGAAACCCUUGAGUCUGAGGCCUCCAUUGGGACUGCUGAUAGCUCAGAAAAUUUGAAUAUGGAGUCUGAAUGUGCUAUCUCUGAGAAAUCAGAAAGAAGCUUAGCCCUUAGCUCCCUGAAGACAGCUGGCAAGUCUGAACCUUCCAGCAAGUUGCGAAAGCAAGUUAAAAAGCAGCAAGACUCUUUAGAUGUGGACUCUUCAGUCUCCUCUUUAUGUCUGUCUAACACGGCAUCAUCUCAUGGGACCAGAAAACUAUUUCAGAUUUAUUCCAAAUCUCCAUUCUACCGAGCUGCCCCAGGUAAUGAGGCCCUGGGAAUGGAAGGACCAUUGGGCCAGACCAAAUUCCUGGAAGACAAGCCUCAGUUCAUCAGCAGAGGAACCUUCAACCCGGAAAAGGGCAAACAAAAAUUAAAGACUGUGAAAAACUCACCUCAGAAAACCAAAGAGACCCCAGAGGGGACAGUCAUGUCUGGCCGCAGAAAAACUGUGGACCCAGACUGCACCUCCAACCAACAGCUAGCACUCUUUGGAAAUAAUGAAUUUAUGGUCUGAACUGGCAGAUGUGUGUCCCUCCGUGGCUACAGAGUGGUAAACAAAUCUCACCUUUGGGGCUGCGUUUCAUCACCUCGUCCACAAUAGUCAAUCCUAAUUGUGGUCCUGCCUCUUUUCUAAGCAUAUGGCUAAGACUGUAUGUGCUGAAUUCCUGGGCCUCCUGCAGAAGCAGAAAGCCUGCUGGGGAUGGUGCCAGCUGUGCCUUGGCUGCUGUAUUUGAAUUGAGAUUUUUACUAUACAAAGCCACCUAGGGCCUGGGGAUUUGGGUCAGUUGUAGUUGCCUCUCCCCCACCCUCUUUUCCCUUCCCAAAGGUGGGUGUUGAACUAGGGGGGAUAUUGCUGUCCUGAGGGACCCUCUCAUUUCUGACAUUUGAAAAAAGCGUAUAAAUCUUUCUUAACCGUGAAAGCAAAAGCCUUUGGGUUUAUUUUGGGAUAGUUAGUUAGGAGCUAGGGUAGAAUAUAAUUUUUUUCCAAAAACUUACUUACAAACAAAAAGCCUAAUCCCUCUAUUUUAAGAUUUCUGAAAAAACACUCCAUGUUAUAUUCUGGGGAAAGCAAAAAAAAAAAAACAACAAAAAAAAAAAACGUGAUUGUUUCCAUUAAGCCAUCAGAGCGUGUCUCAGAUAUCUUGUUAUACAGUGAAGAAGAGAAUACCUAUUUUUUUUUUGAUGAUGUUUGAUGUCAUAAUAAUCAGUGCUGGUUUAACUCCUGUUUAGUUCCUGCCAAAUACAUUGCAUGGGCUGAAGUGUCAGUAGCCAUACUGUUCUCAUGUUUCUUGGUCCUAGGAUCAGAUUCUUCUACAUUAUUUUUUAGUUUCCCAGAGACAUGGUGAUCCCUAAACUUAUGAAGGUUUCAUCCUAAGCCAUUCAGGCUUUUCUCUUUGUAUAGAUUAAACCGAAAACCGCAUAUGAGCCUGUUCAUCUGCUGGUGGAUUCCCACCACAGACUCAAACAAACAAAUAAUAAUGUGACCGUUUAGUUAGUUUCCAAAAACAUUCACAUACAAUAUUGCAUGAAUAAGUGUUACAGAAAGCUGCCAAAAAAUAAAAAGGUUUUUAAUAUGACCUAUCUAACUAACUUUUAUCUUCCUUUUCUCAGACUAUCAGUAUUAAAUAGAUGGAAAAAAAUCAAGGACUACUUGAAGCUAUUUUUGUUAAUAUUCUGGUUACUGAAGUUUAUUGUAAAUAUGUAUGUAUAGUAGGCAUAUUUCUUUUUAACCUUGUGCUUCCCUCCUUCCCUGGAAUUUCUUCCCACAGAUUAGGGGCCACUGGACAGGGGGAUGAGAGCCAUUCAUCCCUGGGUUGAGGGAAUUAAUAAGACAUCAUUUUCACCACUGGGUGGUCUUCAUACACAUGAGUUAUAAUAGCAUUUUAAGUAUCUUAGCAUUUGUGGGAUUAGAAAUCUGUUUUUGCUAUUUAUAAUAUAUGAAAAAUGAAACAUGAUAGCCUUUCUUGAGAUAAGUAUGUGAAAUGUUUAUUUUUAAAGUUACUAAAUGCAUCUUGUCUUGCUACUACAUGCACUGCUCUGAAAAAGAGCCUUUACCAUCUAUAACCUGUAUUUUGGGUAUUCUUCCUUUUCAUACUUCUUUGAAGUUGUGGAAAUAUUAAGUCUUUUGUUAAGGCAGAGUCUCUCUCUCCUGUUACACAACACUGAACCUCACGCCACUGCCUCAGUGGUUAUUGGCCAGCCCCAGAGGUUAGACUUGGAGCAUAAUUCUGAGUGGCAGCUAAAGGUAGCAGGAGUCUUACCUCUCCCUACUUUGGGUUCAGAAUUGAGCCAGAGAAAGGAAGCUAUUAAAAUCUCCAGAAUAAUGAUAGUUAAUGAGCAAAUGUUAUGCUUUAUAUCCCACAGAUAUCUGCCACCUUGUUCAUCUUGUCCUGAGGAGUAAUAAAUAAUGUUUGUUAAGCUUUUAAAAAUCUGAAUUUCAGAGAAUCUCCUAGAGGAUAGAGGAAAACCCCUCAGCAUGGUGUGUUAGAGUGGGAUUGCUGGUUCCUCAGCCCCGUGCCAGGUUGCACAGUCUGUGUUUCAGUGUUCUUGGGAGAGUAGUGUACUGCUGGGCAUUAAUUGUUACUCUGCACUUGCUCCAGAAUGUUGGUUAAAUCCUGUAUGAAAAAAAGAGAUUGCCCUUAUGGAAUAAUUUCCUGUGGCCCAGAGGAAUGGCCAGAAGAACACAUGUUGGCACAUGUUCUUCCUUCUAAAUCUUUGUGGGGCUUUUUUGGCAAAAUAAGUUUUUUGGCAGUUAAAAAACGACUGAUGUAGGUCACUUUAAAGAAACUAGGUGAUGGAUGUUAAGAGACUUUAUAAUUUUUCUCAGGGACCUGAAACUCCAGUUUGGAUAAAAUUCAAUUUAAAAAAAAACUUGUUUUUUCAGUUGCUAGAUUUGUGGAUUUCUAGUAAUUUAAUCUGCCAGGAUUGGGGUGGGUGGGUGAGGAGGAGAGAUCCACAAAAUGAUAAGAGUGGAGAGCAGUGUGGGGCCCUCCCUUUGAGGGAAAGCCAUUGUUUACAUAGGGUAGUAGGCCUUGUUGGCCUGAUCAAGAGAUGAAGCCAUAACUCUUAAAAACCUUCAGAACCAAACGCUGUGUCUGCAUCCAUCUGUUCUCACUGGCCCUCUGCAUGGUAAAGUUAUGUCACCACAAAGUGAUGCCGCAUUACAAUCACUUAUGAAACUGUUAGCCCUUAAUAUGCAUCACAUUUGUGGUUCCAUAGUGCUUCUCCUUUGCUUGUUUGAUCUCUGCAUGGCAGCAGUGGGGCAGCUCCACAUUUGGAGCCCAUACUCCAAAAUGCAGAGCACUCUUCUCACAGCACACAUUCCCAGCCCCAAACAAAACCUGAAUUUUCAACUCUGCCCAUUAAAGUGAAUGUAUCCCUGUAAUUUAGUAUGUACUUAUUAUGGAAAAUGUAACAAAAGCAGAGAAGUUUGAUUUCAUUCUGUAUCACAAAUUGAAGCAAAUCAACAGCAAAUACAGCAGGAUUCAGGGAGGCUUAGUUUACAACAUACUUUGUACCUCCUGCCAUUUAAAUUAUUUUGCCACUCUGGGCUUCUGAAAACACAAAGGGAGAUACAGCCCUCCAACUAUGAGCCUUGCAGAGAGAGACAAAAGGGCCAGAGGUCCUGGGAUGGAAUACUAGAGCCCCCACCUUCUCAUGCUUUGGAAACCUGCCAGAGCGCUUACCCUGCUGGAAGAUUAAUGAAGACUCCGUUCUGUGUUUCAUAACAGUAGCGUUGUUUUCUCCAUCAAAAACAGAGGGUCACAGAAAUGUGCUGAAAAGAUGUGGUCCAGCAAGGUUCUGUAGUCCCACCUCAGUGCCUGUGGGCUGUGUUUUUCACUGUAACAAGCACUUUGGUAAACUAGAAAGAAGAAAGGAUUCUCAGGAUGUGUUCAAAGCUAAGAGAGUUUUCAUUUUAAAAAGAAACAUACUCACUCCAUGGCUUUCCUCAUCCUCCUCUCUUUUUUCUUCUUGGUGGGAAGCUGGAUGCGGGGCAUGCAUCAUUCUGUAUGGACAAAUGUGUUAUGUCCACCCAUACUCUUGUGACAACUCCCCAGCACCGUCCUGCAAUACCAUGCUGGCCUUGGUAGUAAAACUCCUUGGUAUCUGUGAGAGUCCUUUUUUUCUAUGCCCUAGACUACUUUUAACCACUUUUCUCUGGAAUGACUCCCACAUUUGAUUGGGUAUUGAAAGGGUAACAGCAAAAUGAUGAUUGUGGAGAUGGAUCUAUUAGGUCUCAUGUUGGUCCCCUGGUUGAAACUAUUUUCAAAAAAGCCCCAACAAUGGGCCUGUCACCUUGCUAGUCAUCCAUUCUUAAUGCCUAUUUAUCAGCCCUCUGAGGUCAUAUAAAAGUUGCACCUUUUGAACCAAGUAUUUGUAUUUACUAUGGGAAAGGUGUGGACUACAGAUUAGUAUUAUAUUAUUUUAAUGGAUUUUAAGUAAUUUAUAAGUAUGCUGAGUGUAAAUUUUUUUUAAAAACUGUAUUAUAAAAGGACAUAUCCUGUGAAAUAUAACAUUUUACUGUUUAAUAGAAUAAUUCUAUAAGAAGAAUGAUUUAUCUCACCCACGGAACUGAUUACAUUCCGGAUGCAAUCAAUAGGCACUUUGUAAUUUCCUUUUUGUUUUUUUUUUCUUUGCCAGGGGGUUGAGGGGUAACAAGAUAUCAUCUGUAUAAAGUGCAGUUUGUGUCACUCAAAAUAUGCACUGUAUGGCUACACAAAAGCAGCUUGAUGAACAAAUCACCCCAUGGCUCAUUAAAGAACAAAGCUUCCAGAAGCA